AUGCCACCAACCAUCAUCCUCAUCCCCGGUGCCUGGCUCACUCCCACCUUCUACCAACCCUUCCUGAGAACCCUCACCUCCGCCGGCUAUCCAACCCACUACGCCGCCUAUCCCUCCCUGGACCCCUCCAACCCCCACACCGCUGACUGUCAGACAGACACGAACGCCAUCACCACCACCACCACCCCUUUCAUCGACGCCGGCCAAGAUGUGAUUCUCUUCAUGCAUUCGUAUGCCGGAAUGCCCGGAUCAGCAGCGGCGGCAGUCACGGACUUGGCUAAACCAUCUCGAUCGAGACAAGGCAAGAAAGGCGGGAUUCUGGGACUAGUGUUCCUGGCUGGGUUUCUCGUGCCGGAGGGCGUGAGUUGUACGGGGGCUCAGGGUGGUAACUUGCCGAAUUGGAUUUUGCUGGAUCAGCCAGCGCCGGAUUUGAACGUCCCUGAUGAUGUGAUAAACACCUUUGCGGGGGAUGUUGAUCCACACUUGGUGGCUGGUCUGGAAGAGAAUGUCAAGCCUCAUUCUACGUUGGCAUUCCGGUCUGCUCAGCCACAUCCUGCGUGGGCUGAUGAGGCCUUUGCGGGUCGAUUGGCGUUCAUCGUUACGACUGAAGAUAAGGCUAUAUCCAAGGAAGCGCAGUAUGGGAUGAUGGCAGCAACGGGAAAGGAAUAUAUCGUCAAAGAGAUGAAAUGCAGCCACUGCAGUCCAUUUAUUGACCGAGUCGACGAGACAAUCUACCUACUACAAGAGAUACAGACUAUCUUCAAACAUGCCGAGUAA
Aspergillus wentii DTO 134E9 is the source of this 777-nucleotide messenger RNA. RefSeq names its product alpha/beta hydrolase. The coding region runs from base 1 to 777 and encodes 258 amino acids. The transcript has a single exon. The record is from RefSeq and is a predicted model, not a curated record. Lineage: Eukaryota; Fungi; Ascomycota; Eurotiomycetes; Eurotiales; Aspergillaceae.